Molecule: messenger RNA, 837 nt
Organism: Olea europaea var. sylvestris
Lineage: Eukaryota; Viridiplantae; Streptophyta; Magnoliopsida; Lamiales; Oleaceae
Product: probable CCR4-associated factor 1 homolog 11
Exons: 1
Coding region: 1-837 (278 amino acids)
Cellular component (GO): CCR4-NOT complex; CCR4-NOT core complex; P-body
Molecular function (GO): nucleic acid binding; poly(A)-specific ribonuclease activity
Source: RefSeq, a predicted model, not a curated record
AUGGGACGGCCGAUUAAAGUGCGAGAAGUAUGGCAGUAUAAUUUGGGAUACGAGUUCAAUUUGAUUCAAAAAGUUCUUCACUUGUUUCCAUACACUUCCAUGGACACCGAAUUUCCUGGAGUAAUUUACCAUCAUCCAAAACUAAAUUAUUCUCGUCUUUCUCCCGGAGAAAGCUACUCAAUCAUGAAGAAGAACGUGGACGCUAUGAAACUUAUUCAGGUCGGGCUCACAUUAUCUGAUGAAGAAGGCAAUCUGCCAGAUUUUGGGAGUGAAUUUUGCUAUGUAUGGGAAUUUAAUUUCCAGGAAUUUGACGUGGACGAAGAUCUCCAAAACCCUAAAUCCAUAGACUUGCUUAAGCGCCAAGGCAUCGAUUUUUCGAAGAACAAGCGAAUGGGAAUUCAUUCCUUUCAGUUCGCCGUGCUUUUUAUGACUUCUGGACUUUCAUUGGCUCCGACAUGGGUGGACAGAAGUCGAACGUGGAUAACUUUUCACAGCACGUAUGAUUUCGGAUACUUGAUAAAAAUUUUGUCCCGUAGAGAACUUCCAGAUGAUCUGUCAGAAUUCAUGGGAUUGGUGAGAAUGUAUUUUGGGGAGAAGGUGUUCGAUAUGAAGCAGAUAAUGGGAUGUUGUGGGCUUUACGGCGGCCUCGAGCGGAUGGCGAAGAGUUUGAAAGUCGACAGAGUGGUCGGAGAAAGCCACCAGGCAGGGUCCGAUAGCUUGCUUACGAUGCAAGCUUUUAUGGAGUUGAAGAAGGUUUAUUUUUGCGGUCCGACAAUGGAAUCGUUGAAUGAAUUUAACUACGUUUUACAUGGAUUAGUCAAUGUUGUUGCUGUCUGA